Molecule: messenger RNA, 1644 nt
Organism: Colletotrichum chrysophilum
Lineage: Eukaryota; Fungi; Ascomycota; Sordariomycetes; Glomerellales; Glomerellaceae
Exons: 3
Coding region: 1-1644 (547 amino acids)
Biological process (GO): basic amino acid transport; transmembrane transport
Cellular component (GO): fungal-type vacuole membrane
Molecular function (GO): basic amino acid transmembrane transporter activity
Source: RefSeq, a predicted model, not a curated record
AUGACCGGCUUACCGAACGGCGCCUCCGCCCCGUCGGAGACGUCCCCUCUACUGCGCAGCACCGAUCCGGGGCCCGUCAACGGUAACGGCAACGGCGCCAUUCAAAAUGGCGGCGCCGGCCGCGACGACAAGCGGGACGGCAACCCCGAGAUGGCCAAAAAGAUGCACCUCCUGCUCCCGGCCAUCGGCAUCGGCAUCUACCUCUGCGCCGUGGACCAGCUUCUCACCGUAGCCACAUACGCCAAGAUAGGCAGUGAACUACACGCCUUGAACAACACGAGCUGGCUGGCGACAGCCUACUUCAUCACCCUGACCUCCUUCCAGCCCCUCUACGGCAAGCUCUCAGACAUUUUCGGCCGCAAGGAGUGCCUCCUCUUCGCGUACACCGUCUUCGCCCUCGGCUCGCUGGGCUGCGGCCUCGCGCGUACCUUCACGCAGCUGUGCCUCGCGCGCGCCGUCGCCGGCAUCGGCGGCGGCGGCAUGAACAGCGUCGUCAGCAUCCUCAUGUCCGACAUCGUGCCCCUGCGCGACCGCGGCGUCUGGCAGGGCUACAUCAACAUCAUCUUCGCCGCCGGCACCUCCACCGGCGCCCCGCUCGGCGGCCUGCUCGCCGACUCCGUCGGCUGGCGCUGGUCCUUCAUCGGCCAGGUCCCCCUGUGCGUCGCGGCCUUCGCGGCCGUGUAUUUCGUCCUCGACCUGCCGCAGACCAGUCACGACCACUGGCGCGAGAAGGUGCGCCGCAUCGAUUUCCUCGGCGCGGGAUGUCUGGUUGCUGCCGUCGUGGCGCUGCUGGUCGGGCUCGAUGCGGGCUCGAACCGCGGGUGGGCGAACGGCGUGACGCUCGCGGGGCUGGCGGCCGCCCCCGUGCUGUUCGGCGUGUUCGUCUUCGUCGAGAUGCGCGUCGCGAGCCACCCGUUCGCGCCGGGGCACAUCAUCUUCGACCGCAGCCUGUUCGCGGGGUACCUCACCAACUUCUUCGGCGUGGCGGGGCACAUUGCGAGCAUCUUCUUCCUGCCGCUCUUCUUCCAGGCCGUGCAGGGCGCGUCGGCGACGCAGGCGGGCGCGUUCUUGGUGCCUGCGAUGAUCUUCUCGGUGGUUGCGUCGGUGGGCAGCGGCGUGAUUAUGAAGCGGACGGGGCGGUACUACAAGCUAACCGUGGCGGCGUUCGGGCUGAUGUGCGCGGCGCUGGUGCCGGUCGUGGCGGCGCUGUGGGUACGGUCGACGGCGGGGGUUGUGGGCGGGAUGGCGGUGCUGGCGCUCGGCGGCGGGGCGGGGAUCACGACGACGCUGGUGGCGCUGCUGUCGAACGGGUCGGUGGAGGACACGGCGGUCGUGGUGGCGUGUUCGUAUCUGUUCCGGAGUUUGGGCAGCAGCAUCGGCAUCAGCGUGUGCUCGGCGGUGCUGCAGCAGGUGUUAAGGACGCAACUAAGGGUCAGGCUGAGCGACGGGGAGGAGGCGCGGAGGAUCGAAGAGAGGGUGAGGGAGAGUCUGGACUAUAUCCGCGAGCUGGAGCCGGGGGUUCAGGGGGAGGUGAGGGGUAGUUAUCAGGUGGCUACGUUGGGGGCCAUGGUGCCCAUGACGGCGUUUUUGGUGCUUGCUUUCGCGUCGACAUUCUUCAUCCGGGAGCGGGCUUUGAGUAAGUGA